This is a messenger RNA of Penicillium daleae, 2454 nucleotides long. RefSeq lists its product as uncharacterized. Bases 1 to 2454 code for a protein of 817 amino acids. The record is from RefSeq and is a predicted model, not a curated record. The transcript has 5 exons. NCBI's taxonomy places the organism in Eukaryota, Fungi, Ascomycota, Eurotiomycetes, Eurotiales, Aspergillaceae. Gene Ontology annotation, biological process: DNA replication initiation; mitotic G2 DNA damage checkpoint signaling; mitotic DNA replication checkpoint signaling.
AUGGCUGAGAUCGAGGCCUCGGACAAGGAGCACCCGCUCAUGGGCGCGGUCAUUUGCUUCACCUCAGUCCCUUUGGAACAGAGACUUAGCAAUGUCGCGAAAGAGAUGGGCGCAAUCGAACGACCCGACCUCACAGCAGACGUAACGCACCUCCUCGUCGGGGCGACGGAUUCUCCGAAAUACAAAUUCGUCGCUCGUGAACGGAACGAUGUGACCGUAUUGAGACCAGAAUGGAUCGAAGCUGUUCGGCAAUCAUGGAUGCAGGGCGGGGACACAGACAUUCAAGCAUUGGUGAAACAAUACGAGCUUCCUACCCUUUUCGGUCUCACAAUAUGCAUCACAGGAUUCUCCGAUAUGGCCUUUCGAACCCAGAUGCAUGACAUGGCCGUGGAGAAUGGUGCGGAAUUUAGGAAAGACCUGACCAAAAGUGUCACCCACCUCGUUUCUCGCAGUACAGAGGGUGAAAAGUAUAAGUUCGCGACGCAAUGGAAUAUUAAAGUUGUCACGGUGAAGUGGUUUCACGAUUGCCUUGAGCGCGGGAUGAUCCUGGACGAGGACAAAUAUCACCCAACACUACCACCGGAAGAGCAAGGCGUGGGAGCGUGGGAUCGGACGAUACCAAUGAGUGCGAAAUUACAACUUGGAAAAGUCAGGGUAGCUGCCAAUGAUAGCUCGUCGAAUCCACGACCGAGGAAGAAGCUACGCAGAACGGCGAGUACUAAACUCAUCGGCCAAAACGAAAACAUUUGGGGAGACAUUAUUGGUGCUGGAUUUGCAAAUGAGGUGGCAGAAUCAAGAAACGAUCAAUCAGAGGGACCCGAUACUGAAAGGCCCAAACCUUUCAUCCAGGCAGCCAAAUCAUUUGCGAGCGAGACAACUUUCAGUGAAACGAUGGAUCAGCGUGGACUACCUGAAAUUUUCGCUCAAGUCCCAAAAGGGUUCCUUGACGGGUGCUAUUUCUACAUUCAUGGCUUUACUUCUAAGCAGAAAGGCGUUCUCCGACACCAUCUGGAAUUCAAUGCAGCUCAUUGUGUCGAUACAUUGACUGAGUUUUCCAGCCCUAGCAUACCAAAGACAGGGCAAGGACUUUACGUCAUGGUCCCUUAUAAGACUCCCAGGUCGGACAUUCCGUCUACAGAUGACAUGGCAUUCGAAUGCGAGAUCGUCACGGACAUGUGGCUGGAAAGGUGCCUAGAUGCCCGAGCCUUGGUCCCACCAGAAGCUCACGUUGCAAGCACACCGUUUCCAAAGUUCCCCAUCCCAGGAUUUUCGGGAAUGCGGAUAUGCUCUACUGGCUUUGCGCGUAUUGAUCUUCUACAUCUCUCUAAGCUGGUGGAUUUGAUGGGAGCGUCAUAUGAUGAAUAUUUAACACCCAAAGCCUCCGUUCUUAUUUGUAAUGACCCCCAAACCGCAAGCUAUGACAAACUUCGACAUACGAGUGAAUGGGGAGUUCCUGCGGUGUCCGCUGAUUGGUUCUGGAUAUCCGUGCAGACGGGCCGGAAGAAGCCCUUUGAGCCGUACAUUGUACGCAGACCCGUGUCGCAAAGCAAGAGCAGCAGGGAGCAGCUGAGUGGAGCCUCUGCCAAUGGGAAGCAGACGCAUCCACCGGCUGAGAAGGCUCGAGAGAUGCCUUCCAAAACAUCAAAAGAGCCAGCUACGGGGCAGCGGACAAAAAGUGUGGUACCAGGAAAACGUGACAAGCCCAGAGUGAUACCUAUAGUUGGCGACGGCUUCGCCGACGAAGAGCCUGCCGAAGCACCACAAGCAAGUGUAGCAGAAUCACAGUCUCCAUCCCCAGCCAGGAAUACUGAUGCGGCACCCACCGAAGAACCUGCAAAACAGUCAAAGCCGGCCGCUUCAUCCGCUCUAGACACCGCGUUAAAGGGCCUUCUUCAGCAAGCCCAAGCUGCCAAAUCAAGACGGCAAUCGGAGAGCAUGACUACCGAAGAUAGCAGCUACCCCCAACGACGGAAACGCAAACCGCUCCUUGGACGUGCACCCUCGCAUUCAUCAAACCGAGCGACUGAGCUCAAUCGUGCUGCCUCACGAGCAAGCUCCAUCGAUACCCUCAACGACGAUGGUCUCGGCUCGGCUGUCGAAAGUGCAGAACCAACACGGGAAAAUUCAUUCUCCCGCACCAACAGCCGCAACGACCAAAGUCUAUCAUCUAUGUUCAGCGGUGCCAAAUUCGACUUUUUAGCAGACCGCCUGCCCGCACAGCUUGACAACGAAGACGAAGAGAACCAGGAGCCCCAAAUGACGCAGUUAGACUACGAAGACCCCGACGCUGCGGCUAUGCGGGCAGAAUUCUUGCGUAAUGCUGGCAAAUUAGCUGGUAAUCCCCAGAGGGCUCAUUCUGACAUGCUUGGUGAAGUUCGGGAAUUAGAGGACGUUGGGUGGGGGCAUGGGAGGAGGACUCGAAAACACGUUUCAAAACCGACUGAUGAUGAGUGA